Molecule: messenger RNA, 3839 nt
Organism: Conger conger (European conger)
Lineage: Eukaryota; Metazoa; Chordata; Actinopteri; Anguilliformes; Congridae
Gene: zdbf2
Product: zinc finger, DBF-type containing 2
Exons: 8
Coding region: 404-3217 (937 amino acids)
Molecular function (GO): nucleic acid binding; zinc ion binding
Source: RefSeq, a predicted model, not a curated record
GGCGAGUCCCAUCUUUUUCGUCACCAACACUCUGCGGAAAGAGAAGAGAAUAUUGUGAAAGUUAAAUCCGUGAAUCCUAAGGAUUUGUAUGGAAUAACACAAACCUGGUAUUACUGAUAACAAGAGGCCUGAAACCAGUGGCUGUUUUCAGACAGCCAAUCAGCAUUCGCAGUUCUACGGCUCUGCCUUCAACCUACAAGGGACUCAUCGGAUGUCGCUCGUUACCAUAAUCGAGAUGUCAUUUCAUGGAUGGACAGUGUUUCCUCAACAGUGUUGUUGAAGAUGGCUGGAGAUUGUGAAUAGUUUGAUGCAAUGUGAUUGGCCAGCACCGUGGCGGACGCUACCCUGACCUGUCUGUCAGAUUGCCACACAGGCCACUGUGCACCACAUAUAUGAUAGAACCAUGCCUGCUGAGGAGCGCUGCACCCAAGAGGCAGAGCAUGGCCAAGCUGAGGCUCUGAACAAGAUGGAGCAGGACUGUGGGAACGGUGCGAGGCAGCAGCCUGUACCUGGCCCCUCCGGUGCUGCUCCCCCCAGACAGGGAUUCUGCAGCUGCUGCCAGGUGCUCUACAGCAGUGUGGAACAGCACAUUCUGAGCCCCAGGCACAGGGAGGUGGUGCGGAGUGCUCGGACUCAUGCAACAUCCAGCAGCCUGAUGGAGAGAUUCCUGCAGGAUGUCAUUCAACACCAUCCGCACCGCUACAAUGACACAAGACCAACUCAUGCUGACCUGCCUUCACUGAGCAGCCCGUUAGAACCACGGGAGGAGCUCUCGGACAUCUACUGUGCACUAGAGGAAGAUGGGGAGACAAUUGGCACCCGAGAGGAAAUGCCCAGCUCUGAUGAGGAGUCCUGCCAGUUGGUGUAUAUGGAGGAUGUUUGCUCUGCUGUGGUGAUGGGCCCAUGGGGAGGAAGGACCUCUCCAGUGCAUCCAGCAAGAAGCAACUCAUCCAGAGAGGUCAGUCCGAAGAGUGGAGUGGACCCCCCUCAUUUACAAAAGGACUCCCCUACCCAGGGCUUCCUGCACAGGACUAGUGCCAGCUGUGCCUUGGCCCCGCACACAUCUACAGAUUCUCCCCUUGUUCAGCCAUGUAGCUCACAGGCCCUGCCCCCCAGUCAGCCCUGUAGCCCACAGGUUCAGUUCCACAGAAAAGCUCACAAGAAGACUGACCGACCUAGAAGCAGGACAAGCUCUUCCAUUACUACCUUACCACCUCCUGCAAAGUGCAGUCAUUCCAAGCAGCCGUUUUUACCCCUGGAGUCCAAAAGCCCAACAGCUUGGUCCUCAGCAAAGGUGCCUUUGAGGAACACUCCAAGAUCACACACUGCCUCCAGUGAAUACUCUGAUGCAGUGGAGAAUGUGAUUGAGGAGGUUAUUGAGAAGUACUGUUAUGGCCGCAGUCCAAAGAAGCAGGAAAGGGAUGAGGACAGCUUCCAUUUGGGCUCCAUCACCAACCCUAAUUUCUCUGACUCGGGGACGAGUGUGGAUUGGGACACACCAGUAUUGGCCGUAUUGGAGGCCUCAAAAGCAGAGGUGAAAGAUGUUGGAUGCCUCAUGGAGGUGCACAUAAACUUGGAGGACCAGAUGUACAAAACGCAGUUGGACUCCGCAUUGAACCUCCUCCCUGAGCCUGAAGAGGGAAAGAAGCCUUCUGCUGCACCAGUGAAAGAGCGUAAGAUUGAGGAAGUGCUCCCCGCGCUACCACAUGUACCUCAGUCUUUCAUUGGAAAGACAUGGUCACAGGUCAUGUAUGAAGAUGACCUUAAAAUUGAAUCAAUGGUGCGCGAGUUCAGGGAAGGGCGCUUCCGGUGCUACUUUGAGAGCGAGUCCCUGGUUAAGUCUGGGAAGAAGGGCAAAAAAGGGAAAAUUUAUAAAGAGCAUGAGGAAUGGGGCUGUGAAGAUGUUAUGCCCUUAAUGGAUCAACCUGAGGAAGACCCUGUUUGCCACAGGGUAUUACAGAGGAGGGCCGGCCGCAGGACCUGGAGACUGGCCUCCCGUUGCCAGGUGGUUAAGGUCAGCCACAGCACCCAGACUAAUCCACUAACCAGCCCUGUCAUUAGGCGGAAAGUCUUGGAGAAGGCCAGUAUGUCCCUCAUAGACUUGGAGCCUCAGCAAGAUGUUGGUCUCGAGAGGACACCGGACAUGAAGACGAGGCUAUGUGCAUUGAAGCUGCCUGAAUCCUACAGCAAGAUCAUGAGCCCAUUACAAGCUAAAACAGUGGUUUACGUCCUUUCCUCCCCUGACUCGGGACAGGGUACCUUGAAACCAGUCACCAUCAAGAGAACCGGAAGGAAACGGAAGUCUUCUGAUAGUGACAGCGCUUUCAAAUACAAGUACAAGAAAACUCCGCUGAAGUACUAUGAUCCCUUGACCAACAGGAUUUUGAAGACCCCACCUAAGGGAGUAGCCGUAGGCAAACCAAAGCCAUUCCCACAUGUCCGGCAGCUGUUCCGCAGUCUUAGUCCUGACAUCAAUAAGGAGAAGCAGUUUGUGGAGCAGAAGGAUACACGGAGCUCCUCCAAGGGCCGGGGAAGCAACAGCAUAGCAGACUUCUGUGCCUCCACAUCAGGCUCAUGUCUGGAGGGUGGUGGCCCCUCUGAGCCUGGUUCCUCUGUUUCCAGCAGGAGGGCGCUCUUUAGUCCCUCUUCCCUCUCCAGCAGCAGCCGUUUCUUGCUGGGUACCCUUACUCCCACCCCGUCCCUUGCGGACAGUGCCAACAGGGGUCUAAGCUCUGAGUCUGAUAAGAGGGUCCAGACCCGGGCCAGAAGGGGUCAAGCCCAAGGCAGGCAGAAUCCACAAACCGAGUCCUUGAAAGAAAAAUCUCUGGGACCAUCAAAAGGACCAGCAUCUCCUUAUAGACCCAGAAAGAUGCCUGCCAGGUUACUGCCUAAGAAGGGGCAGACUCGGUCAGACUUCCCCAUGAAGCCCUGCAGUUCCAGCAGGGCCCGGUCGUCCAGGCUCACAGACCAUGGAAAGGCUCUCCCUGUGGACUUCCUCUCUGGAGGAAAGACCAGGGGUGCCCAUCAGCGCAGGGAAGCCCCACAGAGAGAUACAGGGAAGAAAAACCAGAGCCAGCUCAGAACCAGAGGUUCUGUCAAGUCCUCCUCCAAAGCACCAGUGAUCCAGAAGCAGAGCUGUACAGCAUUACGAACUUCAAGCAGACACCCAGCUGCCCCACUAAUGACCCGAACUCUUAGAAAGAAGGUGAAAAGAUAGGGCCCUUGCAUCACAGGCCAGAUGCUCUCACCUGUACCCAUAUUCUCCUAUGGGGAAUUAUAGUGUAGUGUACCCUGCAGUGUACUGUGGAAUCACUAGCUGCUCAAUUCUCCUUAGUCCUUAUCAGACCAGUUUGGGGUAAAGGGGCAUAGUCAUGGUCAAAGACAGGGUUCGGAGGGUAGUUUGCCAUCAAAGUACAGAAAUUGGCGGUCAUCUUUCAAUGGGAGUAUGACAUUGUAUGGGAGAGAUAUAGUGGACAAGCAAAGCAGCCGUCUGAGUCUUUGCUACAAAACUAGGCAUGAAUUCAGCCAAGCUUUUGGCCCAGCCUGGCUGGCCCGUGGACAUGCAGCUAAUGGCAUUCAGUCCUGUUAUAGCUGUCCAAAGGGAGGAGAGAGAGAGAGUAUGGAAUUCUUUAUUUUUCUCUCUUUAAAGCUGUACAAUUUUGCACAGAAUUUGACUCCAGUGAAAACUAUAGUUUAUACUGUAGUUUUUAUUCCCAUUGAUUUUCUUUUUACAAGCAAUUGUGCUAUUUUUUUAUGUUUAUAAGGAAUAUUUUUUUCUCCAAGGUUUGUCUAUUAAAUUAUUGUCUGUGAAUUAAAGUUUUUCAUGACUAGUAUUAAAA